AUGUGGCCUGGUGCGUGGCAACGGCCGCUCAGGCCACUUUAUGCCCACAAGAUUUGCCAUUUGAGAGUCUUGAGCCAGCAUACUCGGCUCCUUUUCAAGACAUCCUUCCGACGACAAGGAGCCGUAGCCUCUCAGCCUCAGGGGCAGAAAGAAGAAGAGGAAGAUCCGUGAGCUUCCAGAUCCGCCAACUCCAUUCCCUAUACCGACCUGGUCAUCGGUGUACCGCUUGAGGUCCGUAAGAAUGAGAGACGAGUGGCCAUUACCCCUACUAACGCCAGACUGCUACUCGAGAAGGGGUUCAAGGAAGUUCGUGUCAAAUACGGAGCUGGCUUCCAGGCCCAGUAUAAGAGUAAGCAGGUGAUCGUCAUGAAGAGAGGUAUGGGAAAUAAAUAUGCGGAUAUUGUGAAUCCCAUGGUGAGACUUGCAAUGCUCCCUCCUUCUGUCCAUUUCAUGACGUGCUAACGUUGACUGUUUCCAGUUCCAUGCUCCCAACACGAAGAUGUUAUUCGGCGAAGCCAAGGCGACGUGUGAUGCGAUCAAGAAUGCACUGGAUGCUGCGAAGUCAUCGUCGUAG
Molecule: messenger RNA, 574 nt
Organism: Lecanosticta acicola
Lineage: Eukaryota; Fungi; Ascomycota; Dothideomycetes; Mycosphaerellales; Mycosphaerellaceae
Source: the annotation of a GenBank genome assembly